CAACAAGUAGCAGUGACCUAAACGAAAAGGCAUGGAGCAAAAUGGCGAGGGGAAACCAAAGCAGCCUGUUAUAUUUGACGGAAUGGCAUUACCACCUUUUCCUCCAUUGGUAAAAGAUGCAAAGGGGAGGUUUGAAGAAAUAAGAGAUCUACAUUGUAGAAAAGAUGACGUCCUAUUGGUUAUCUAUCCGAAAUCAGGGACACAUUGGGUCUGGGAAAUCGUCUGCAUGUUACUUAAAAAGAAAGCCGAAUACAUGAAGGAAACUAAAGAGUUUUUCUUUCUGGAAGCUAUACCAGACAUGAGUGUAGUCCAUAAUCUCGCAUCACCAAGACCAUUGAACACGCAUGUUCCCUACAGAUGGCUACCGAAGCAACAUAUAGAAAAUGGCGGAAAGAUUGUCCAUGUUCUGAGGAAUCCUAAAGAUGUCGCCGUGUCGAUGUUUCAUCACUUUAACAAUACUAAAGAAUUUGGUGAACCUAUAGACUUCAAGACGUUUUAUGAGAGAGUUUUCAUGGGCCCAGUUCCGCUAUUUGGAGGCUGGUUUUCAUAUGAAAAGGAGUUUGAACAAGCGGAAGCAAAAGACACACGUUCUGCAAUUUUCACAUUGCAUUACGAGAGCUUAAAAAAGAAUCCAAUACAGGAAACCAAAAGGCUAGCCAAAUUUUUAGACGUUGACUUGAGCGACGAGGUUUUAGCUGAAAUCGUCGACAAGUGUAGUUUUAAAAAACUAAAAGAAGCCAAUGACACAAUGAAAGACUUUAUAAAGAUAGUUCCAGGCAAAACUGAAGUAAAUCCUCAGGAAAUUAUGUCAAAAUUGUAUCGGAAGGGAGAGAUUGGGGAUUGGAAGAAUCAUUUUACUGUAGCUUUGAAUGAACAUUUUGAUGCAGUUUUCAAAGAAGAGAUGAAAGACUCUAAAAUUCAAGUACAAUAUGAAUAAAAAAUUCCCUACAUACAGAGGACUUCCAUUAUGAUAGCUUGAAUAUGUCCAGCAGAAGGCAAUGUCAAGCCGUGUUAGAUUGAAAAACUAAGAAUUUCUUUAAAGUCGUUCAAAAUGCCUUAAAACAUAGAAUGAUAUACAAAUCCUUGCAGAUGAAUUGUUUUUACUUUCGAUUUAAUUUGAUUUAAUGCUCCUUUCAAACGUUUUCAUAAGUAGACAGAAAAACUUAAAUCUGAGAGGAGUAACAAGAGGCUUUCUAAGUAUUUGACUGUAGUGGUUCAAAGCUAGAACUGAGGUGCAGUAUUCUUUUGUUUGA
Molecule: messenger RNA, 1253 nt
Organism: Saccostrea echinata
Lineage: Eukaryota; Metazoa; Mollusca; Bivalvia; Ostreida; Ostreidae
Product: sulfotransferase 1B1-like
Exons: 5
Coding region: 32-937 (301 amino acids)
Biological process (GO): sulfation
Cellular component (GO): cytoplasm
Molecular function (GO): sulfotransferase activity
Source: RefSeq, a predicted model, not a curated record